This is a messenger RNA of Monosiga brevicollis MX1, 1888 nucleotides long. RefSeq lists its product as uncharacterized. The transcript is spliced from 15 exons. Gene Ontology annotation, cellular component: cytoplasm. Gene Ontology annotation, biological process: IMP metabolic process; 'de novo' AMP biosynthetic process. The coding region runs from base 188 to 1483 and encodes 431 amino acids. NCBI's taxonomy places the organism in Eukaryota, Choanoflagellata, Craspedida, Salpingoecidae. Gene Ontology annotation, molecular function: adenylosuccinate synthase activity; GTP binding. The record is from RefSeq and is a predicted model, not a curated record.
UUUUUUCCCAACUUGCUCGCCUCAUCUUGCUGCUUUUGCCGCCGCCUGGCUUGCCUGGCUUGCGGGUUCAGCGCUCCCUCCGGCAAAGCACGUUCGCUUGCUCGGUUGACAUUGCCAAGCGCUGUGGCGGUUGGAUACUUGGUUGGGGCUGACCUCUGUUCCCUUGUACAUUACCGAAUCAGCCGCGAUGGCUCAGCAAAAGGUCGCUGUCGUCCUCGGCCUUCAGUGGGGCGAUGAAGGCAAAGGCAAACUUGUUGACGUUCUAGCCGAGGACGCCGAUGUGGUGGCCCGCUUUGCCGGCGGUAACAAUGCUGGUCACACGGUCGUGGUCGAUAACAUCAGCUACGACUUUCACCUGUUGCCCAGUGGUAUUGGCCACGCCAAGUGCGAUUGUGUGAUUGGCAAUGGCGUUGUCAUCCACCUGCCCGGUCUUUAUGAAGAGGUCGAGAAGAACAUGGCCAAGGGCCCACACCUUCAGGGUUGGCAGUCACGCCUGAAGAUCUCUGACCGUGCCCACCUCGUUCUUGACCUGCACCAAAAAGUGGAUGGUAUGAAGGAAGAAGAACGUGGGCUGGAUAAAAUUGGCACCACCAAGAAGGGUAUUGGUCCAACCUACUCGUCCAAGGCUAUUCGUCACGGCCUGCGCGUUUGCGAUCUCAUGGGCGACUUUGGCAUCUUCAAGCAAAAGUUUUUGCAAGUCGUGGAGCACUACCAAAAGUUGUUUCCUUCUCUUGAAGUGGAUGUGGAUGCUCAGCUCAAGGCCUUUGAAGGAUACGCCGAGAAAGUGCGACCCAUGGUUACCGACACCACCCUUUUGGUCCACCGCUACCUCAAGGAGAACAAGCGUGUCCUUUUAGAAGGUGCCAAUGCAACCAUGCUGGAUCUUGAUUUUGGUACUUAUCCCUACGUCACCUCCUCAAGCUGCUGUGUGGGUGGCAUUUGUACCGGCCUGGGUUUGCCUCCGCAAGCCGUUGGUGAUGUCUACGGCGUUGUCAAGGCAUACACCACGCGAGUUGGUGAUGGCGCUUUCCCCACUGAAGACUUUGCGGAGGUUGGCAACUACCUUCAAACCAAGGGCCAUGAAUAUGGUGUGACCACGGGGCGCAAGCGUCGCUGCGGCUGGCUCGAUAUGAUGGUGGUCAACUAUGCUUGCAUGAUCAAUGGCGUCACCAAAAUCUGCUUGACGAAGUUGGAUGUGUUGGAUGAGCUGGAGACAAUCAAGAUUGCCGUCGCGUACAAGAAGGGCGGAGAGGCGCUGCUGGGCAUGCCUGCAUCACAGCAGGUUCUGAAUGAGGUCGAGGUUGAGUACGUUGACAUGCCUGGCUGGCAGACCAACAUUUCUGAGAUUCGCGACUUUGAAGCCCUGCCCACACAGGCCCAGGCUUAUGUUCGCAAAGUCGAAGAGUUGAGCGGUGUCCCUGUCAAGUGGAUUGGUGUUGGCCCAGCGCGCGAGGCUAUGAUCAUUGUUCCUCCGCGUCAGUAAACCACAAAGCACGUGUUCUCCUGACUCGAUCCACAUCAUUUACCCACCCGUCCCUCGGUUCUUUUCCUUUUUUUUUCUUGAAUGUUUGAUUGUUUUUUCACGACUCCGUUCUUGUCUGCACUGUUUUCGUUUUCCUCGUCCUCGAAGCUCUUACCUGAAACACUCCACGAUGAUGUGUCAAUACUGUGUGCCGUUCGUGUUAGUUUUCCCCCAUUUUCACUUGCCUUCCUUCUCUUGCCUGGGAUUUCACCUCUCCUUGCUCAGUUUUUGUGCUUCCCCAUUUGCUUGCUCUGAACUUUUCUUCGGCAUUGUGCAACUUUUAGCUGUGUUGGGACGACUUUGACUGUGUGGUUGCUGUUUGCAUCGUUUUGCCACACGGGACAAUUGCCAAUCGAUUUUCAACAC